Molecule: messenger RNA, 612 nt
Organism: Mandrillus leucophaeus (drill)
Lineage: Eukaryota; Metazoa; Chordata; Mammalia; Primates; Cercopithecidae
Gene: TBC1D29P
Product: TBC1 domain family, member 29
Exons: 4
Source: RefSeq, a predicted model, not a curated record
GGAGAACCAGGCAACCAGCCAGCCCUGGUCCAAGGCAUCCUGGAGUGUAUGGUGGACAGCCCUGUGCCCCACCAGACAGUGCACCUGGAGGGCGUGGACGAGAGUGGUGAGCCCUGGGCCAGGGAGCCAGUGCUACCUGGCAUCCUCCGGCCCCCCUACCUAGCUGAGGGGCUGAGCCUGUGCCUGCCGAUCUCUCUUGGGCUCACCCUGCACCUGUGGGACAUGUAUUUGCUGGAAGGGGAACAGGUGUUGAUGGCAAUAACAAGCAUUGCCUUUAAGGUUCAGAGGAGUAUCUAUGAAGAAACUAACAAGGAAGCAUGGGGACCUGCCACCCCCAGGGCCCUCAAAGGCACUGGAGGAGCCAGACCCAUUUGUGGGAGCCCCCACCCCUCCCUGUGAGCACUGACAGCCUCAGAGAGCAGCAGAGGCCCCUCAUUCCUGCAGACCCCUCCAAGGGUGCCAGGACAACAAGGCUUGAGCCAGGGAGACGAGGGAAUCAGUGUCUCUGACCCCCAGAGCAUUCAGGGAGAGGGCACAGGUGGGACCGUGGGCCCAGAGCCAGAGCCAAGAGUUCAGCCAGGUGUGGGAACAGCCAGUCCUGGCAUGGACUGA